CGUAUAUAGAGAGCGUCAACUAGGGCAUUAUUGCAGUAGCAUUCCUCUAAGCCGCAGGUCUUAAACGAGGACGAAGCCAUGGGGAGAAGACCUGCAAGAUGUUACCGUCAGAUUAAGAACAAGCCAUACCCAAAGUCACGGUUUUGCCGUGGUGUCCCAGAUCCAAAAAUCAGGAUCUAUGAUGUAGGUAUGAAGAAAAAGGGAGUUGAUGAGUUUCCAUUCUGUGUUCACUUGGUCAGUUGGGAGAAGGAGAAUGUCUCCAGUGAGGCGCUUGAAGCUGCCCGUAUUGCUUGCAACAAGUACAUGACCAAGUCUGCUGGGAAAGAUGCUUUCCACUUGAGGGUCAGAGUUCAUCCCUUCCAUGUUUUGCGUAUUAAUAAGAUGCUGUCGUGUGCUGGAGCUGAUAGGCUCCAAACUGGAAUGAGGGGAGCUUUUGGUAAGCCCCAGGGUGUUUGUGCUCGUGUUGCUAUUGGUCAGGUUCUUCUCUCAGUUCGCUGCAAAGAUGGCAACAGCAACCACGCCCAAGAGGCUCUGCGCCGUGCUAAGUUCAAGUUCCCUGGUCGACAAAAGAUCAUUGUCAGCAGGAAGUGGGGGUUCACCAAGUUCAGCCGUACUGAUUAUCUGAAAUACAAGUCAGAAAACCGUAUCGUCCCAGAUGGUGUGAAUGCUAAGCUUCUUGGGUGCCAUGGUCGACUUGCUGCACGGCAACCUGGAAGGGCCUUUCUUGAAGCAGUUUAGGAAUUGGAGCGCCAUAAUAUCCGACUGAAUGAAAUUUUGUGGCUUGACCUUCUCUCUACUUGUGAACUAUUAUUGGAGUUUUUAUCAAGUUGAAAAUUUGAGCGCAUCGAGAAGGAUUGACUGCUCUUGAUUAAUUUUUGCUAUUCUUGUGCUGUCCCUUGCCGUCUAGCUGUAGAAGGUUAAUUUCAAUUGCUUCUUAUUUAACUUCACCAACCACAUUAACGUUGUGCUUUUGUUGAUGUAUAGAUUUUUCUCUGCACUCUAGAUUUAGGAGUAGGAACUUAGCAAGUUACGAUUAUUCAGUAGUUGCUCAUAGUAUAAGCGGUCAUUUAUCUUGAAAAAUAUUAGACUGGAAGGAUAUUUACACAAAUAGAUGGUUGGAUAUUAGACUGGAAGCAGUCAUUUAGUCUUUUGGAUAUUUA
Molecule: messenger RNA, 1160 nt
Organism: Nicotiana tabacum (common tobacco)
Lineage: Eukaryota; Viridiplantae; Streptophyta; Magnoliopsida; Solanales; Solanaceae
Product: large ribosomal subunit protein uL16
Biological process (GO): translation
Cellular component (GO): ribosome
Molecular function (GO): structural constituent of ribosome
Source: RefSeq, a predicted model, not a curated record